Molecule: messenger RNA, 489 nt
Organism: Leptosia nina
Lineage: Eukaryota; Metazoa; Arthropoda; Insecta; Lepidoptera; Pieridae
Source: the annotation of a GenBank genome assembly
AUGUUAUCGGAACACGGGAUUACCGCCCCCUCCCGCAGCCCCCCCUCACAAACACACACACCGCAAGCUGCGCUCGGCAGCACAGCGAUCACAGUCAGGAACAGGCCGACAGACGCGUCUCGGAACGCUGUAACCCGCAUAAUAAAGAUACGAACUCUCGUAAUCAAAUCUGUGGAAUUUGUAUCUGAUAAUUACUCCAUAUCGGGGAUAGUGGCUCGCUAUCUCCGCGCGAGGGGAGCGAGGCGAGGUGGUAUGACACGUCGCCGUUCCCUACAAAUAUUUGCCGUGGCGCUGUUUGCUCUGCUUAUCUCACACACGGCACACCCAACGAGCAGGCAACCAGGACACGCACACCAGCGUCACCGCAGCACAUCCUCGGUCCCGGAACCCUAUGCACUGUACUGCGUUACACCUGCUCGACUAGAUACAGUAUCUGUUAGAUACGAUUAUCAAAUCUCUAAGAUAACCGACACAUUAGCGCCUAGUUAA